AUGGCUGACUCAAAGCUGACCAACCAACGAAAAAACGCGGCCGCGUCGGUGCUCCAAGAGACUUGGUUCAUCCACAAGUACAAAAAAGCUCUGCACAAAGGCGACGAAUUACGUUUGCGCCAUCACCAGCGACGAUUUCUACAUUCAAUCAACGAGUUCCGAAGGAUUAAAUGGGAUCAGCGUAAACUGCAGGAGAAGGGCAAUUCACUGUUGGAUGUUGGGAAGGUACGACUUUUG
This is a messenger RNA of Cooperia oncophora, 237 nucleotides long. The record is from the annotation of a GenBank genome assembly. NCBI's taxonomy places the organism in Eukaryota, Metazoa, Nematoda, Chromadorea, Rhabditida, Trichostrongylidae.